GGCGCCCAAUUCCGCUUGAGUCAGGGCUGUUUCUUGUAGGUGAAGGACCCUGAAGGUCCAUCCGGCGCUGGAGAAGCGUCCUGAUGCUAUUUAUCUUCCUGGCCUGCGUUGGAGAGUCCGGCUCGGCUCCGCGCUCUCUGCAGGGUAGCAGCGUGGCUGGGGCUGAGGGUCGCGCGCUCCCAACCGGGGGUAGGCGUGGCUCCGUGGCGCUUGGGGAAGACGCGGGGCGGGCUCAGCAUCGGGGCUGAGAUUCUCGAGUGCUCUGUAAACGAGGGGCGGGGCUUCCCGCUCAUAGAGUGACAUCCAGGUGCUGCCUCAUGGAGAACCCCGCCGCCGCCGCCCCCGUCCCCGCGGAGGUGUCCCCCUUCUUGUUCCUGCUUCUGGCGUGCGGGACGCUGGUGACAGCCCUGCUGGUGGCUGCUCACAGACUGGGGCUUUUCUAUCAGCUGAUGCACAAGGUGGAUGAGACAAGCGUGCGGCACGGUGGGGAGAGCGUGGCUGCUGUGCUGCGGGCGCACGGCGUGCGCUUCGUCUUUACGCUGAUCGGUGGCCACAUCUCCCCGCUGCUGGUGGCUUGUGAGAAGCUGGGCAUCUGUGUGGUGGACACGCGCCAUGAGGUCACGGCCGUCUUCGCGGCCGAUGCUGUGGCUCGCCUGACAGGCACCGUGGGGGUGGCGGCAGUGACGGCAGGCCCUGGCCUCACCAACACGGUGACCGCGGUGAAGAACGCGCAGGUGGCACAGUCCCCCGUCCUGCUGCUCGGAGGAGCUGCCAGCACCCUGCUGCAGAAACGGGGCGCCCUGCAAGCCAUCGACCAGCUGUCCCUAUUCCGGCCGCUCUGCAAGUUCUGUGUGUCGGUGCGGAGGGUGCGGGACAUCGUGCCCACGCUGAGGGCUGCUGUGGCCGCCGCCCAGUCGGGGACCCCAGGGCCCGUGUUUGUGGAGCUGCCCCUCGAUGUGCUGUACCCCUACUUCAUGGUCCAGAAGGAGAUGGUGCCAGCCAAGCCGCCAAAGGGCCUCAUGGGCUGGGUGAUCUCCUGGUAUUUGCGGAACUGCCUGGCUAACCUCUUUGCUGGCGCAUGGGAGCCUCAGCCCGAGGGGCCCCUGCCCCUGGACAUCCCCCAGGCCUCCCCGCAGCAGGUCCAGCGCUGCGUGGAGAUCCUGAGCAGGGCCAAGAGGCCCCUGCUGCUGCUGGGCAGCCAGGCUCUGCUGCCCCCGACGCCUGCCAGCAAGCUUCGGGCUGCCGUGGAGACCCUAGGCGUCCCUUGCUUCCUAGGGGGGAUGGCGCGGGGGCUGCUGGGCCGCAAGCACCCCCUCCACAUCCGGCAGAAUCGCGGGGCGGCCCUGAAGAAGGCUGACGUUGUCAUCCUGGCAGGAGCCGUGUGUGACUUCCGUCUCUCCUAUGGCCGCGUCCUGAGCCGGCGCAGCAAGAUCAUCGUGGUGAAUCGGAACAGGGAAGAGAUGCUGCUGAACUCGGACAUCUUCUGGAAGCCCCAGGAGGCCGUGCAGGGCGAUGUGGGCUCCUUUGUGCUGAAGCUGGCGGAAGGCCUUCGGGGCCAGACGUGGGCAGCAGACUGGGUGGAGGAGCUGCAGGAAGCUGACCAGCAGAAGGAGCAGACUUACCGGGAGAAGGCAGCGAGGCCCGUAGCCCAGCAUCUGAACCCAGUGCGGGUGCUGCAGACGGUGGAGGAGAUUCUGCCCGACAACGCGUUCCUUGUGGUUGAUGGUGGGGACUUUGUGGCCACUGCUGCCUACCUUGUGCAGCCCCGGGGGCCCCUGCGCUGGCUCGAUCCUGGGGCCUUUGGGACUCUGGGAGUCGGUGCAGGGUUCGCCCUCGGGGCCAAGCUGUGCCAGCCGGAUGCAGAGGUCUGGUGCCUGUUUGGGGACGGAGCCUUUGGGUACAGCCUCAUCGAGUUUGACACGUUCAUCAGACACAAGAUCCCAGUGAUAGCCUUGAUAGGUAACGACGCAGGCUGGACGCAGAUUUCUCGGGAGCAGGUGCCCAGACUGGGCAGUAACGUGGCCUGUGGCCUGGCCUACACAGAUUAUCACAAGGCAGCCGUAGGUCUGGGGGCUCGGGGCCUGCUGCUCUCACGGGAGAAUGAGGACCAGAUGGCCCAGGUGCUGCGUGACGGCCAGCAGCAGUGCCAAGAUGGCCACCCGGUUGUGGUCAACAUCCUCAUUGGGAGGACGGACUUCCGAGAUGGCUCCAUUUCCGUAUAGUGCCUCCAGGGUGAGCACGCUUGGCUUCCUUCCUGCACCUGGACUGUGCCUGGCUGGUUUGGAGUCUCAUUCUUGCCUGCACCGGACCUAACCCACGAGACCUGGUGACCUCACAACCCUCCCUGAGCUGAGGGGGGACAGAGGAUCAAAGCACUCAGAGGCAUCUUGGCAGCCCUGGAGAGCUGCGGGCUUUUUGCCUCCACAGGCCUAACUGCACUAUCUCCCCUCUGCUCUUACAGACCAAAUAAACCACCGCUGGCCCUGUGGGCCCAAGGACUCAGUCACAGAA
This is a messenger RNA of Cavia porcellus (domestic guinea pig), 2511 nucleotides long. It is a transcript of the gene Ilvbl, whose product is annotated as ilvB acetolactate synthase like. Gene Ontology annotation, biological process: L-valine biosynthetic process. The transcript is spliced from 16 exons. Gene Ontology annotation, molecular function: magnesium ion binding; acetolactate synthase activity; thiamine pyrophosphate binding. Lineage: Eukaryota; Metazoa; Chordata; Mammalia; Rodentia; Caviidae. The record is from RefSeq and is a predicted model, not a curated record. Gene Ontology annotation, cellular component: acetolactate synthase complex. The coding region runs from base 318 to 2222 and encodes 634 amino acids.